CACCUCUUUAGAUCUCUUCGUUUCUGGUACAUAGAUAGAUACUUCUACAGAUUUGAACAUUUUCAGAGAGAAUCAAACUUGAAUUUGCGUUGAAAGCUCAAAAAGAUGGGGUACGAAAGGAAAUUGGAAGACGACAAGAACUCAACGCUGUUAAUAGCGACUAUGUGCAUCAUUGGAUCGCAGGUUCACGUUCACGUCAAGGACGGUUCUGUGUUUUCCGGUUUAUUCUACACUGCUUCCGUCGAUAACGGCUUCGGCAUCGUUUUGAAGAAUGCGAGAAUCACUAAGAAGGGGAAGAGUAAAGCGAACGUAGCAAGUGGAAGUGUGGUGGAGACACUUGUUAUUACGUCUUCCAAUAUUGUUCAAAUAGUUGCUGAGGGAGUCUCGCUUCCGUCAAAUGUUACAGGCAAUUAUGAGGUUGCGAAUGUUGGAUCAGUCACUGAAACUCUACCUUCUGAGCCUCGUUUCUCUGCUGCAAACAAGUCUAAAAAUAAUUGCUUUGAGGGAAGGAGAAAUCAUCAUUUUAGACGUGCAGGAGCCAAGAUUUUGAACCCUAGUGAAAAAGUUCCUGAUGUUCGCCCGUUGGAUAAUGUUGAUAUCCAAAGCUCAAGUUCUAGCUUGGAUAGCAUGUCCGAAAGAGUUAAACCAAUAGAAGAAGAUAAGUUGGUGAUGGAACCUCUAAGUAAUGGUUGUCACGAUGCUGCUGAAAGGCCCUCUUCCAGUGACAAUUCAUCCCCACAAAGUACAGCCGUUGAUGAAACCUCAGGGUUGUGGCAGGGUUUAGAGGCACCUCCUAAUGAACCAGCACCUAUCCAAGCUGUCAAAAAGGCUAAGGAGUUUAAGUUGAAUCCAGAGGCAAAGACCUUUUCUCCAUCUUAUACAAAACGUCUUUCACCGGCUCCUACUGCUAUGCCUGACAUUGGAAAUGUUGCUUAUAUACCAAACAACACUCCCAUGCUACAUGUUCCUGAAGCUGUUUACCCAAAUCUGGGGAACAACCCUUAUAUGCCCCAAACAUCUCCGUCUUCCAAGUUUGUACCAUAUGGUAAUUUGACUGCUGGAAAUGCUGUCGGUGUUCCUUUUCCUCAGCACAUGAUCGGGCCUACUGUUAACAGGGCACAACCACAGACAUUCACUUCUCCAUACCAAUCUGUUCAAGCAUCACCAAUGUUUGUAAACCCAAAUCCUCAGGUACUGGUUGCGAGAUCAGGACAGUUUGUAUUUGCCCAGCCACUUUCUCAGAAUCUGGUUCAAGGAACACCGCCUCUUCCACCACCUAUGCUCUCCCGUCCUCUACCUCCCGCACAACAUGUCCAAUACCUGAAGCAUCAAGGUGUAGUCGCAAGUGGCCAGCCGUUGCAGCUAUGCGUUUCCCAGCCGUUCACGACGGCUGGACUGCAACCUUACAGCGUUCCCGCCCAAUUUCCGGUUAUGCAGCCUCCUUUCCCGACGAAUCAGCCAAUGCCAGUUGCGGUUCCUAAUGGCUUCUUUGGCACUUUCCAUAAAUAGUCGCUUCCAUACCUUUAUUCUUUUGCCUCUCCAACCUAAUAAGGGUUUAAAAAGAUGCGUUCUGUGUUUUUUUGUUCGAUUUUGGCUAUUUUGAUUCAUUGGUUUGUUGAGUUGGAUUGGGUAAAAACUAAAAACUGUGUAGAAUGUGAAUUAUAUCAUUCUUUGGGUGAGCUAUAAAUCCA
Messenger RNA from Brassica oleracea var. oleracea, 1691 nucleotides. RefSeq lists its product as uncharacterized. The transcript has 11 exons. Gene Ontology annotation, molecular function: RNA binding. Gene Ontology annotation, biological process: cytoplasmic stress granule assembly. Lineage: Eukaryota; Viridiplantae; Streptophyta; Magnoliopsida; Brassicales; Brassicaceae. Gene Ontology annotation, cellular component: cytoplasmic stress granule. The record is from RefSeq and is a predicted model, not a curated record. The coding region runs from base 106 to 1509 and encodes 467 amino acids.